AUGGAUAAAAUUUGCCGAAGUCAACUGCCUGAUUCAUCUUCAUCACCCCCACUAAGUGGAUUAAAUUUCCACAGCUUUGAGGAGGAUCUCAUCUCGGAUUUGCCGUCGUGUGUUUAUGCAAAUCAUCAGCUUGGCGCGGCGACGGCCACCAACGCUAGUUCCGCCAAUCUGAGAUUGAACACCAGCAGCUUGCGACAAAUUCAGCAUCAAUAUCUACAUCACAAUGAUUGCUUGGAUUCAUCGGGUUCGGCCAAUGCUGCACUUUCCACGUCAAUUGGCCAUCCUUACAAUACUGCACCGUACAAGAUCCAGCGACAGCAGACUAGCGUCCGUGAGCGAAAGAGGGUACUGCGCUCGGCUCCUAACGGCAGCAUAAACUCAGCAUUUGACGAGCUCCGUGUUCACGUACCAACGUUUCCCUACGAAAAACGUCUAAGCAAAAUCGAUACCCUCCGGUUGGCGAUCGCGUACAUCGCACUGCUACGGGAGGUCCUGGAAGCGGACUACGACCCUCUAACGUACGUGGAAAAAUGUCUACGAGGGGAAAUUAAAGCUGACCACGCCCACUGGAAUACGAGUGAUCUAACAGCACGUCUUUCUUGGAUCAACUGGGAAAACUUGGGCGUCCAUCCUGGCCGUCGUACCAUACUGACGUCACUAGCGCUUGGUUCAUCAGAUAGUUUAGGCUGCGGUCCACCACCACAUUUGAUAUAA
Messenger RNA from Sabethes cyaneus, 714 nucleotides. RefSeq lists its product as uncharacterized. Gene Ontology annotation, biological process: developmental process; regulation of transcription by RNA polymerase II. Gene Ontology annotation, molecular function: RNA polymerase II transcription regulatory region sequence-specific DNA binding; protein dimerization activity; DNA-binding transcription factor activity, RNA polymerase II-specific. The transcript has 5 exons. The record is from RefSeq and is a predicted model, not a curated record. NCBI's taxonomy places the organism in Eukaryota, Metazoa, Arthropoda, Insecta, Diptera, Culicidae. The coding region runs from base 1 to 714 and encodes 237 amino acids.